Trypanosoma cruzi is the source of this 803-nucleotide messenger RNA. Its product is annotated as trans-sialidase, putative. The annotation marks the transcript as partial. The transcript has a single exon. Lineage: Eukaryota; Euglenozoa; Kinetoplastea; Trypanosomatida; Trypanosomatidae. The record is from RefSeq and is a predicted model, not a curated record. Gene Ontology annotation, molecular function: exo-alpha-sialidase activity.
GCUGGUUGGCUUUUUGUCCGGCAAAUUUUUUUGGAAUACAUGGAUGGACCAGUACCUCGUGGGUGAAUGCCACAGUAAAGAAAGGAACGGAAAAAAAAGUGACCAGCACGGAGAAGGGCGUGACUUUCCGGGGAGCGUGGGUGGAGUGGCCUGUUGGCAGUCAGGGGCAGACCGUGCCGUACUACUUUGCGAACUACAACUUCACUCUUGUGGCGACGGUGUCCAUCCACAAUCUGCCGAGGGGAGAUAACCCCAUUCCAUUGAUGGGUGUGCGUCUGGAGGGUGGAGGAGAAAAAAAACUUAUGGAGUUGUCGUACGACAAAGAGGGGAAGUGGCAGGUGCUGUGCGGUGGCAAAACGACCAAGGAACUCCGCAGUAAUUGGGAGCCAGAGACAACACACCAAGUGGCCAUUGUGCUACGGAACGGAAAACAGGGCUCCGCGUACGUCGAUGGUCAGCGUGUGGGAGAUGCGUCAUGUGAAUUGAAAAACACGGAUUCGAAAGGAAUCUCCCACUUCUACAUUGGAGGGGAUGGAGGCAGCGCAGGGAGCAAAGAAGACGUGCCUGUGACCGCGACGAAUGUCCUGCUGUACAACCGCCCGUUGGAUGACAAUGAGAUCCGCGUCCUCAACGCAAACAAAAUUUCUAUUCCAAAGCUGACAGGCCUGAAAAGAGUGGCGGCAGGAGCAACGGGUGAAGGUACCGCUCGUGACGGCGGGGCACAUGGUGGCAGCACUGUUUGCGGAGGCGGACUGCUGCCGCUGCUCCUUCUGCUUGGAUUGUGGGGGAUUGCCGCUUCUUGA